AUAUUUUAAUUCCAAAUAAAAAUAAAUGUUAUAAGAAUCGAAAGUGCUAAACUGCUUCAAAAAUCCUUGCAAAAAAUAUUAAAAAAUUUUUUAAAUAAAACUCCGUGCAGCAUUCACUUUAGAAAAUAAAAUUUUUCUCCUCACAACCCACUAAGAAACAUUUCACCAGUGCAAAAAUCAGGCCAAUUAAAAUGUUGAAUCAUUACAUUUUCUGCUUUGCCGCCAUUGCGGCAAUACUCGGAAGUGCAACGGCUGCAACAACGUCUAACGGCGGCGCAGUUUCGGACAACUUGGAUGAGUACACAACGAGCGCGGUGCUGCCAUCAGCAAUAGCAGCCACACUAGCCGACGCGCCAGCAGUAACAACACCGCAAAAUGGAGCAAUAGCAGCACCGUCACCACCAGUUCCUCAAGCUGCGCCCCAACUGCCGAACGUUGGCGUGCUGGCCUACGACAGAGUAGGCAUAAGCGAUGGCGUGGAAUUUAGUCCAAUACCAUCCGAACCGAGUGCCACCAACAACUACUUUGAAGUCGCACCUUGUGAUCUUAAGGCAGUCGACAAAAAUGAGUGCAUACGCAACCUCUUUGCGCAAAUUGUACCUCAACUGAAGGUUGGCUUACCUCAGUACGGCAUGUCCUCAAUCGAUCCGUAUUUCUAUCGUCGUGGCAUUUUCCGUUACGACAACGAGGGCGUGCAAGGUGGUCUGCUCAUCAAAAAUAUGUACAUUAACGGUAUUAGUGAAUUCAAAGUGAACACAUUCCUGUCGAAUUUCACCGAGAAAGCGUUCAUUGUCAAGCUGAGCAUCGAAAUACCGCAAAUCAAGGCGAAUGGACAAUUUAAGGCCGAUGUGAAAUUUGGUGGCUUGCGUUUGGUGCCGAAGGGACCCUUCAAUAUAACGAUCGAUAACAUUCGUGCCACAAUACUGACCGACGGUUUGUUGGAGAACACCGAGGCGGGUCGUCGCUUGAAGUUGAACCGCUUGAACGCCAAUGUGGCUGUGGGCGAUGCUCGCAUCAUAGCGAAUGGCAUUUUCAGCGAUCGCAAUUUGAAUGCAAUGAUUUUGAAUUUGGUGAACGAGAAUCUGCCAGAAAUCACUCGAGUAGGCAUACCGGCUACACGCGAACAGUGGGCACCCAUUUUCACCACACAUAUCAAUCAAUUCUUUGCGAAUGUUCCUAUUGAUAAAUUCUUGAUAGAGUAAACAUUCCUUUUCUCUAUACACAGAUGUAUGUUCGCGAGAAGUUCAAAGCGAAAACUCAUUUAAAUAUUCGCCCUACAAAAUUUACAUAUUUUUAAGUGCAAAUACGUAAACUUAGGAAGCAAUUUAAUUAUUAAUAUAUAUAUAUAUUAUAUACAAUAUAAGCGAAUAAAACUUAGAUUUUAGUUUCUAGUUUAAGUUAUUCAUUACCACGAACGAUGCAUGUAUUUAUUUAAAUAUUAUUGCAUGACAUGCCCUAAUGUACCUUUGUAUUAUUA
Molecule: messenger RNA, 1477 nt
Organism: Bactrocera tryoni
Lineage: Eukaryota; Metazoa; Arthropoda; Insecta; Diptera; Tephritidae
Exons: 5
Coding region: 192-1202 (336 amino acids)
Source: RefSeq, a predicted model, not a curated record